Molecule: messenger RNA, 9437 nt
Organism: Sarcophilus harrisii (Tasmanian devil)
Lineage: Eukaryota; Metazoa; Chordata; Mammalia; Dasyuromorphia; Dasyuridae
Exons: 44
Coding region: 426-6662 (2078 amino acids)
Biological process (GO): negative regulation of transcription by RNA polymerase II
Cellular component (GO): nucleus
Molecular function (GO): DNA-binding transcription repressor activity, RNA polymerase II-specific; DNA-binding transcription activator activity, RNA polymerase II-specific; RNA polymerase II cis-regulatory region sequence-specific DNA binding
Source: RefSeq, a predicted model, not a curated record
CCACCCUCCCUGCUCCUUUUCCUCCUUCCUCUCUUCCUGCCCAUUCCAGACAGCUCAGGUCCCCCACUUCUCUUUGGAUCCAUAUUCUAGAAUUAGGGCUCUCAGGAUGGGAGGAUUCCCGCGGGAGCCGACCCUCCUCAGAUGAACCCAGCCUCCGAGCCUGAGCCCCGGGGGGAAAGGGCAUGCGAUGCUCUGCCUUUGAGGACUCUGCUCUUCCCUGAGAGAGAAGCAUUCGGAGGAGAAUGGUUCCUGUCAAUCCAUCAGCCAGAAGUAUCUAGAGUGAUAAAAUUUCUCCCAAGAACUGCUUUGGCUGCAUCACAUACAUUUUGGAAACACUGACUCUGGAGGAUGUGACUGUGGACUUCACCAGGCAGGAGUGGGGGUACCUGUGCCCUGCCGAGAGGGACCCAUACAAGGAAGUGACAAUGAAUACCUAUAGGACCCUGGUCUCCCUGGAGAUUGACCCGUCCAGCUCAGAUCAUACCUUCCAGGUGGAAACAAGAGAAACGCCCAGAAUGCUGAGGAACAGAGAUUCCAGGGAUAAAAAAUCAGGUCCAGAGCUUGAGCUUCUUCAACUGUCCUCCUUCGGGGGGACCAUCACUUUGGAAACAAGAGAGUCACCAUACAUGUGGGAGAACAGAGAUUCCAGUGACAGUGACUCUGGUCCUGAGUUUCAAGUGUCCACACCGGAGCUGAUGUUCCAGUGGGAAAAUACAAAAUCAACAUGGAUGUGGAAGACAACCUAUUCCAGUGAUACUGAAUCUGGUCCAGAACUUCAGGUGUCUACAGAAGAUGUAAACUUACCAUUGGAAAGAGAAGACUCACCAUGGAUGUGGAAGAACGAAGAUUCCAGCGAUGAUUCCAGAGAUAGUCAGUCAGCUCCAGAGCUUGAAGUGUCCACAGCAGAUGAGACCUUCCAGUUGGAAAGAGGAGACUCACCAUGGAUAUCGGAAAGCAGAGAUUCCAGUGAUAAUCAGUCAGCUCCAAAUUUUCAAGUGUCUACACCGGAAGUGACCUUUGAGUUUGAAAGAGUAGACUCACCUUGGAUGUUGGAGAAGAAAGAUUCCAAUGAUCAUCACUCAUUUCCAGAGUUUCAAGAUUACGAACCAGAAGUGACCUUUGAGUUUGAUAGAGGAGACUCCCCAUGGAUGUUUGAGAGACUAGAUUCCAGUGACAGUGACUCAUCUCUAGAGAUUCUAGAGUCCACACCAGGUGUGACUUACCCAUUGAAUAAAAGUGGAGAAUCGACAUGGAUGGCGGAUAAACAAGAUUCCAGUGAUGAUAGCGAAUCAAGUUCAGAAACAGAGAUUCUAGCGGCCACACCAAAUAUGGCUUUCUCGCUGAAAACUGGAGGAGCACAAUGGAUACCGGAUAAACAAGAUUCCAGUGAUACCGAAUCAAGUUCAGAGAGUCUAGAGUCCACACCAGAUAUGACUUUCUCAUUGAAAACUGGAGGAGCACAAUGGAUACCGGAUAAACAAGAUUCCAGUGAUGAUAGCGAAUCAAGUUCAGAGAUGGAAGCAUCCAAACUAAAUGUGACCGUCACUUUGGAAAGAGAAGAAUCGCCAUGGAUGUCAGAGAGCAAGGAGUCCAGCGACAGUGAUUCGGGUCCAGAGUUUCAAGUUUCCACACCAGAGAUGAUGUUCCAGUGGGAAAAUGCAAAAUCAACAUGGGUAUGGAAGACAAACUAUUCCAGUGAUACUGAAUCAGGUCCAGAUCUUCAAGUGGCCACAGCAGAUAUGCCCUUGCAGUUGGAAAGAGACCCACCAUGGAUAUGGGAGAGAAACACUUCUGAAAGGAUGUCAUCUCCAGAGAUUCAAGUUCCCACACCAGAUGUGACCUUCCCAUUGGAAAGUGGAGAAUCACCAUGGAUGUCGGAUAGAAAUGAUUCCAGUGAUAGUGACUUAGGUCCAGCACUUCCAACAAACAGAAGAGAUGUGACCUUCCUGUCAGACAAAAGAGACACAUCAUGGCUCUUGGAGGCCAAAGAGUGGAGUGAUAGUGAUUCUUCCGAUCCAGGACUUCCAACAAACAGACGAGAUGUGUCCUUCGAGUUGGACAGAGACUCAUCAUGGCUCUUGGAGACCAAAGAGUGGAGUGAUAGUGAUUCUUCCGAUCCAGGACUUCCAACAAACAGACGAGAUAUGACCUUCGAAAUGGAAAAAAGAGACUCAUCAUCGCCUUUGGAGAGCAAAGACAGCAGUGAUAGUGAUUCAGGUCCAGAGCCUCAAGUCUACAGCCCAGAUCUGACCUUCUUGUUUGAAAGCGGAUACUCACAAUGGAUGCUGGAGAGAAAAGACAUGAGUGAUGACCAGUCAGCUCCAGAGCCUCAAAUGUCCACACCAGAAGGGACCAUCCAGUUGGACAGCUCAGAUUCUCCCUGGAUGUCGGAUAGAAAUGACUCCAGUGAUAGUGAUUCAGGACUUGACAUUUCCAAACCAAAUGUGACCUUCCCAUUGGAAAGAAAAGAAUUACCUUGGAUGUUGGAGAACAAAGAUUCCAGUGAUAGUGACUCAGUUCCAGGACUGGGAGCCUCCAAACCAGAUCGGACCUUCCCUUUGAAAAAAAGAGACGCCCCAUGGAUGUUUGGGAAUAAAGAUUUCAGUGACAGCGACUCAUCCCCAGACACGGGGCUUGAAGCUUCCAAACCAGAUCAGACCUUCCCUUUGGAAGAAAGACAAUCACCAUUUUUGUGGGAAAACAAAAAUUCCAGUGACAGUGAACCAGGUCCUGACGUUCAAAUGUCUACAACAGAUGAGCCCAUAGAGCUUGAAAGACAAGACUCACCAUGGAUGUUGGACAGAAAUGAUUCCAGUGAUAAUCUGUCAGCUCCAGAGCUUCAGAUGUCUACCACAGAUGAGCCUGUAGAGCUCGAAAGACAAGACUCACCAUGGAUGUUGGACAGAAAUGAUUCCAUUGAUAACCUGUCAGCUCCAGAGCUUCAGAUGUCUACCACAGAUGAGCCUGUAGAGCUCGAAAGACAAGACUCAUCAUGGAUGUUGGACAGAAAUGAUUCCAGUGAUAACCUGUCAGCUCCAGAGCUUCAGAUGUCUACCACAGAUGAACCUGUAGAGCUCGAAAGACAAGACUCAUCAUGGAUGUUGGACAGAAAUGAUUCCAGUGAUAACCUGUCAGCUCCAGAGCUUCAGAUGUCUACCACAGAUGAGCCUGUAGAGCUCGAAAGACAAGACUCACCAUGGAUGUUGGACAGAAGGGAUUCCAGUGAUAACCUGUCAGCUCCAGAGCUUCAGAUGUCUACCACAGAUGAGCCUGUAGAGCUCGAAAGACAAGACUCAUCAUGGAUGUUGGACAGAAAGGAUUCCAGUGAUAACCUGUCAGCUCCAGAGCUUCAGAUGUCUACCACAGAUGAGCCUGUAGAGCUCGAAAGACAAGACUCACCAUGGAUGUUGGACAGAAGGGAUUCCAGUGAUAACCUAUCAGCUCCAGAGCUUCAGAUGUCUACAACAGAUGAGCCUGUAGAGCUGGAAAGACAAGACUCACCAUGGAUGUUGGACAGAAAGGAUUCCAAUGAUAACCUGUCAGCUCCAGAGCUUCAGAUGUCUACAACAGAUGAGCCUGUAGAGCUCGAAAGACAAGACUCACCAUGGAUGUUGGACAGAAAUGAUUCCAGUGAUAACCUGUCAGCUCCAGAGCUUCAGGUAUCUGCCCCAGAUGGGAACUUGCCCAUGGAAAGAAACGACUCACCAUGCAUGUGGGAGAACAAAGAAUCCAGUGAGAAUGACAUGGUUCCUGAGCUUCCAGUGUCCACACAAGAUGCGUCCUUCCAGGUGGGAAGACAAGCAUCCCCCUGGCUGUCAGAGAGCAAGGAUUCCAGCGACAGUGAAUCGGGUCCUGAAUUUCAAGUGUCCACACCAGACUUAAACUUCCAAUGGGAAAAAGCAAAACCUACAUGGACAUGGAAGACAAACUAUUCCAGUGAUACUGAAUCCGGUCCAGAGCUUCAGGUGGCCACAGCAGAUAUGCCCUUGCAGUUGGAAAACAGAGUUUUGCAGUGGGUGAUGGACAGAAAGAGCUCCAAUUACCCGGAAUCAACUUUAGGACUUGACGUAUCUAAACCAGACAUGACCUUUGACUUGGAAAGAGAAUCACCCUGGAUGUCAGGGAGAAAAGAUCCCAGUGACAACGACUCAGAUGCAGAGAUUCAGGUGUGCACACCCGAUGAGACCUUCCAAGAGGAAAGAGAUGAUACCGAAUGGAUGGAGAAUGAUACUAAUUACAAUCAGCCAGGUCCAGAAUUUCAAGUGUCCACACCAGAUUUGACCUUCCAGGUGGAUGGUGAAGAAACACCGUGGAUGUCCGACAGAAAUGAUUCCAACGCUCAUCACUCCUCUCCAAACCUUCCAGUGACUGCAGAAGAUGUGCCCUUCCAGGUGGAGAGAGCAGAGUCACCAUGGAUGAUGCAGAGAAAUGAUUCCGGUGAUCAGGAGCCGGACCCUGGAUUCCUUAGCCAGAUGGCCAGGUAUGAAACAGCAGAGUCAACUAUAAAUCCAUCUGUUUCUCCAGAAGACUCAUGUAAGGAAAGAGCUAAGACAGAUGGUUCCUGGGAAUACAAUUUGGGAGAAAACUGGGAAGGUGAUGUCAGAGAAGGACAAAAUAAUUGCAAUCAGGACAGACAGGGCAGUCAGGAGACAACUGUCCAUAGAGAAAUUUCUAUUGAAUCUGUGUUUGAAAGUCUAGGGCCUGUCCUUGUUCCACAAGAGGGAGUUGACACUAGAGAAAGUCUUCAGGAGGGUAGUAAGGACUUAGAACAGUGUUCAGACUUAGGUGAACAUGAUAGUGUCUUAUGUGAACAUAAUCUUUGUAAAUGUUCUAUGUGCACCAAGUCAUUCAGUUUCCCUUCAGACCCUACUCACUCUAACAAAGAGCAGAGUGAAGAAAAAGUAUUUCAAUGUGAUGAGUGUGGGAAAUUCUUCUCCAAUAGGACCUCCCAUAAAAGUCAUCAGAGAAUUCAUACAGGAGAGAAGCCCUUUGAAUGUAACCAAUGUGGGAAAGCCUUUAGGUGGAAGAGCUAUCUUACUGUCCAUAUGAGAAUUCACACUGGAGAGCAACCCUUUGAAUGUGAUCAGUGUGGGAAGACCUUCAGGCAAAGUUCUAACCUAGCUGUACACCAGGGAACUCAUACUGGAGAGAAACCCUUCGAAUGUCACGAGUGUGGAGAAUUCUUUAGUGAUAAUGAGCAGCUUAUUGAACACCAGAAAAUUCAUGCUGGAGAGAAACCCUUAGAAUCUAAAGAGUGUGAGCAGACCUUCAGUCAAAUUUCUGAACUGACCAAACAUGAGGAAAGUCAUGCUGGAGAGAAACCCUCUGAAAGUCAGAAAAGUGAAAAAGACCCGAGUCAGAAAGUGCAGCGUAAAACAAAAAGAAGCACUCGUCGUAAGAGAUCCUAUGAAUGUAGCCAGUGUGGAAGAGCAUUUAGCCGAAGUGCUAACCUUACUGCACAUAUGAAAGUUCAUAAUGGAGCAAAAACCUAUGAAUGCCAUGAAUGUCGACGAUCCUUCCUCAGUACCGUGCAACUUGCUGAACAUAAGAAAACUCAUACUGGACUGAAACCUUUUGAAUGUAAAAUGUGUGGGAAAACUUUCAGUAGAAGUUCUCACCUUACUGUCCAUCAAAGAAUUCAUACUGGGGAGAAACCCUUUAAAUGUAAUCAUUGUGAGAAAUCUUUCAGCCAGAAAGGGCAACUGAGUACACAUAAUAAAAUUCACACUGGAGAAAAACCAUUUGAAUGUGAUAAGUGUGGGAAAACUUUUAGCCGAAGUUCUAACCUUAGUGUCCAUCAGAGAACCCACUCGGGAGAGAAACCCUUUGAAUGUGUUCAGUGUCACAAGUUCUUUAGCCAGAGCAGGUCCCUUACUGAGCACCAGAAAGUUCACACUGGAGAGAAACCCUUUGAAUGUGAUGAAUGCGGGAAAACCUUUUGUCGCAACGGACAGCUUACUCUGCAUAAGAAAGUCCAUUCUGGAGAAAAACCCUUUGUGUGUCUUGAAUGUGGAAAAUCCUUCACCCACAGCUGGAUUCUUAAUGGACAUAAGAAUACACAUGCUAGAGAUAAACCCUAUAAAUGUCUUGAAUGUGGGAAGACCUUUAGCUGGAAUGGAUCCCUUACUAAACAUAAGAAAGUGCACCUCACAGAUAAACUCUUCGAAUGCAAAGACUGCGGAAAAUCCUUCAGCCGCAGUUCUCAGCUUGACACACAUAGGGUAACUCACACUGGAGAUAAACCCUUUGAAUGCGAAGACUGCGGGAAAGCCUUUAGCUGCUGUUUUUACCUGACUCUACAUCAGAAAAUUCAUAGUGGAAACAGGCCCUUUGUAUGUAAUGAGUGUGGGAAAUCCUUCAGCUGUAACCAGUCCCUUUCUCUACAUAACAGAGUUCACACUGGAGAGAAGCCUUUCAAGUGCAAUGAAUGUGGAGAGGCUUUUACCUGGAAAGGACAGUUCACUGAACAUGAGAGGAUGCAUCUUGAAGCGAUGAAACCUUUCGAAUGCAAUCUGUGCGGAAAAGCCUUCAGGCAGAGAUCCCACCUUGCUGCACAUCAGUUAAUUCACACUGGAGAGAGAGCAUAUGAAUGUCGAAAAUGUGGGAAAACUUUCAGGAGGAGUUCUCAACUUACUCAACACCAGAAAACCCACAUUGCAUAGAAUUGCAUUGUGAACAAUACACCUAUAGACAAAUUUUUACCGAACAUAGACAGCUUUCUGAACAUAAGAAGAGAUUGAAGAAAAGACAUCUUUAAAUGUAUAUAUAAAAUGGAAAACACCCCCAAUUUAAUUCUUCAUGAGGUACUCAGAAUACUGAAUCCUUUUAAAUAGACUUAAUGUGACAUAUUCUUAUCUCAAAGUGAAAAUCAGUGAGCCUAAGAGAGCUCACACCGAAGAGAACAAUUUCAGAUGUUAUAAAAGUGACAUUUCCUUUCCCGGAGUAGACAUCUUACUGUACAUAAAGACAAUUAAUUGAUACUUGGGCAAAGAAAUUCUUUGAAGGCAAUGAGUGAGAGAAAGUCUUAAGUUAUAGUUCUUGUGAGAAAUUCUUUCGAAUAAUGCAUUAUUAUACAAUCCUUUUUCUGCCUUAAACAACUUACUCUAAGACAAUUAAUUCAUGCUGGAUCAAAGAAACUUUAAUUUUCACAGAUGUGUAAAUCCUUUACCCAGUCAUAGCACUUUGAACUUUGAAGGUAUUCAGUUGCUAUCUAGUCACCCCAGAGGUGCUAGUACCCCCUGAAUACUCUCUACCCCUGGAAAACAUUAUCCACAAUCUGUAUAGUACCCCAAUUUCACGACACCAUGCUUGCCCAGAUUCCGGGCAGCAGAUGACGCUCUCACACUCUCCCAGUCACCAGUGGAGUGAAACAAGGCUGGGUGCUCGCCACCGUGCUUCUCAGCAUGGGGUUUUCAGCCAUGUUGUCAAAUGCCUUCGAGGAGGACAAACAUGGAAUCAAAGUCAGCUUCCACACUGACGGCAAAUUCUUCAGCUUGAAAAGGCUACGAGCCAAAACAAAAGUACAGAUCAAUGCUUUGCUGCUUGGGCUAACGCCGGCCUGACAAUGGACCCCAAGAACACCGGGCCUCCCCCGCCGACCGGCAUUGGAACCAGCAGUGACGGCUGGCGGGGAGCCGUGGAUGCUGGGUGACCCCUUUCCCUCGGCCCUCUGCUCUCCAGGAACGUCCACAUUGAUAGGAGGUCAGCACACGUGAUACCGGAGUGUUUGGGAGGCUCCGAAGGAGAGUGAAGGGUGACUGACCCUCACACUGAAAGCCUCCGGGGCCCGUGGGUUGACCUCCUCUUGUACACCUGGGAACCCUGGGCAGUUACCACCCCUGCCAGGAAGCAGCAUCCUGCCAUGUGGAUGUCUUAGGAAGACCCUGACAGUCUGGCAGGAUCAGACACCGGACCCUGAGGGCCUGUCUGGGACGGAACUUCCCAGCAUUCCCAGUCUCCUGCAGAGAGCACAAGUCCACUGGGCCGACCAUUGUUCGAAUGCCAAAUGUACACUUACCAAAAAGACUCUUUUAUGGAGAACUCACGCAGGACGAACACUCCCCAGGUGGUCAGAAAGAGUGAUCCGAGGACCCGCUCAAGGUCUCUCUGAAGACCCCGAGAGCGGAUCGACCUGGGAGUCACUGCGCAGGACUGACCAGCACAGCGAGCCCUCCUCGGAGAAGGGGCUGGGCUCCACAAACAAAGAGGGAUUGAGUUAGAUCGGGAGGGACCGGAGAUGUGCCAGGUCAGAGAACCACCUUCAGUGUUCGUAGGGACUGUCCGCGUUUGGCCCGUGGCAGAGCGUCCCGAGCUUCUGUCGGCCCAACCAGACACCCGUAACCCAACUCCAACGAAGUCUUAUCAUUUUAGUCUUUCUUGAGAGCAAAGGACAACCAUUAACUUCAGUCCAGCCCUCAGAGUAGAGAGAACUUCCACUGUGACUUAGUCGCCAUGGUAAUUAUCUGUUCUCGGACUUGAAGACUUCCACGGAGGAAGAAUCUGCCAUCUCUUUAUGUGUUUCGUUCUACUUUUAGGUAGUCUAAUUGUGAAAAAGUGCCCCCCCCCCUUAAGCUUAAAUUUGCCUUUGUGCUGUUUGCUUCCCUCGCCGCGCCCCUCGCCCUUCCCUUUGCCCUGCAGUCCGACAGAACGGAUUCUGUCCCCUUUCCCCGGAGCGGCCCAACUGGGCUGUGAGACCGUUCGCGGCCCCUUCCCUUCUGUUCCCCAGACCGCCGUGCUCAGAUGUGCUCAGUACCUUCGCCUGACGAGGACCCAGGACCCUCCUGCUCCCCUUCCCUUUCUUUGGAUUCUCUGGUUGGUCAAUGUGUCUUUAAACCGUGAUGCUAAGGACUGAGUACAAUAUACCAAAAGAGGUCUUAACGAUGUCAGAGUCCAGUGGGAUGACCUUUCUCACUGUGUAGGUUAUGUUCAUCGUACUACAGCUCAAGAUUGUAUUAGCUUUUGUUUUCAGCUGCUAUAUCAUACUGUUCCCUCUCACAGAAUGUGUGGGUUCACUCAGAACCCCAGCUUUUUUUCAGAACAACUUGCCCCACUCUCAUCGAGUGGGGCUGGCUAUGAGCUUUCUGCCUGGGUGUGUGGAAACCAGUUUUUGAGAAGUUCAGAGGAAAAAGGAACUGGAAGCCCCUGUAGCCCACUGUUCUGACUCCCCCAGCCUCUGGCUUUUUUGUGAAACCGCUUAGCCUCUCUGUGGCUGCCCCCCCCCCCACAAGCCUUCUUGGCCUUCUGAGUAGAUUUUCUGUCGUUUCGCAAAGCCGCUUAGGAGAGUUUCCUGAGGUUCCGCCUUCCUUGUGACUUCUUCCCCCUGAAGUGUAUUGAAACCCUGUCCCCUUAUUCCCUGUGGGUAUCUCUGUACCCCUGUGCUGUUUGGUGAUUCUGUUUGCGGUCCUCCUGCCUCUAUUAAAGACCCUUUGUUGUUGCUC